Molecule: messenger RNA, 3117 nt
Organism: Syzygium oleosum
Lineage: Eukaryota; Viridiplantae; Streptophyta; Magnoliopsida; Myrtales; Myrtaceae
Product: BTB/POZ domain-containing protein At3g44820
Exons: 4
Coding region: 752-2650 (632 amino acids)
Source: RefSeq, a predicted model, not a curated record
CAAUUCGAUUUGUUUUUCGCAAACCUUCCUUUCGACCGGUCAUCAUUCACCUCGGAUCCACGCGUCAUUGAUGAUUGCACCCAACCUGCUCGACAAAAAGCGUGAGACAAACCAUCAUUUUACAACCUCCUCUUUCUCUCUUUCUCCCCCAAUCUCCGGCCGGCUUCCAGCAGCAGCAGCACCACCACCGUCAGCCGACGACCCACCACUGUGGUCGCAACCUUUUUAAAGUAAUAUCCUUUGUUGUCUUCUCAAUUACUUCGUUCCCCCCGACCCACAACCCCGGAAACAGAGAAUCUGCUUUACUCAUUUUCACUUCCGCUUUUCUUCUUUGCCUUUUUUAAGCGUUUGAGGUAACUCCGCGGGUUCGGUCGUCUUGUGAUCCGUGCUCGCUCGCUCGCUCGCUCGCUCACCAACGCACGCACGCACGCACAGAGAGAACACCCAAGAAUCGACGAGCGUGUUAGUAUAAUAUCCGAAGAAGGGUCCAUGCUGGUUGGUGGUGGGAUGUGGGGUUUUCCUUUCCUGAGUUGUAAAGACCCACUCUUGUUUUGGUUGCCCUCCUGACGACCACAAUUGACGCGGUGAGAGAGAGAGAAAGGGAUAGGCGCUUGUGUGGUACGUCUGUUGGCUUGCUACGUUGAGAGUGAAGCAAUAAUUUCAGCUCUCUCUCGUGGAAGCUGAGGUGGGUUUGACUCGUUAUUGGACUAGGAAGAAGAGGGGUGAUCGUGGGUUCCUCUCAUGCUUGGUGAUGGCUCCUGCAGGCAAGGUCUAUGGGUUCCAUCGCGAAGGCAAUCACUGGUUUUGCACUGCGGCUUUGCCGAGUGACAUCACAAUCAUUGUGGAAAGCAUCAACUUUCAUCUUCACAAGUUCCCUCUCGUGUCAAAAUGCGGGAAGAUAGCAGAUAAAUGUGAAGAAUCUUCGAGCAGCGAAGACAGGACUUUCACACUAGAGCUGGACGAUUUUCCUGGUGGCCCUGAUUCUUUUCUUGUCGCUGCCAAGUUUUGUUACGGUGUUCGUGUGGAAUUAACUCCUAGGAACAUUGCGACAGUCUACUGUGCAGCAGACUUUCUUGAAAUGACAGAUGCAUAUGGAGAAGGUAACUUGCUUUCCAAGUCAGAAAGUUAUUUACACAAGAAUGUGCUUCGUAACUGGAAGGAUUGUAUACUGGCUCUCCAAAGUUCCGAAGCUGUCAUAACCUAUGCCGAAAAACUACAGAUACUUAGCAAAUGCUUGAAUACACUGUCCACGAUGGUUUGUACCGACCCAAGCUUGUUUGGAUGGCCCAUGAUGAUGUAUGGAAGCUUACAAAGCCCUGGUGGCAGCAUUUUAUGGAAUGGGAUAAACACAGGAGCGAGAAUUCGAAGUUCAGAAUCUGACUGGUGGUUUGAAGACAUAUCAUAUCUAAGUGUGGGGGUGUUUGAGAGGCUUAUUAGGACAAUGGAAUCAAGAGGUGUUAGGUCCGAGAAUCUGGCUGGUGCUAUUAUGCACUAUGCUAGAAAAUACCUGCCUGGUCUGGGCAGAUGGCAAGGAGCGCAAAGUGGCAAAACCAGAACAGUUGCUAGUUUUAGCUUGACACCUGUCAUUGUCGAUCAAAGGGUUCUACUUGAAAGCAUUGUUAAUCUUCUCCCUGAAAAGAAGGGGAGAUCUUUUUGUCGCUUCUUAUUGGGGCUCCUUCGGGUUGCGUUCAUCUUGGAUGUCAAUCAUACGUGCAGGGAUGCAUUGGAGAGGAGAAUAGGGGUGCAAUUGGAGUUGGCUACCCUAGACAGUCUUCUGAUACCUACAUACUCGGAUUCCGACACUUUGUAUGAUACUGACUGUAUUGAGCGGAUUGUCCAUUAUUUUGUUUCUCUUGAAUCGAAGGCCUCAUCAUUUUCUCCCGCAUCAUUUGAGCUGGAAACAUCUCCCUCUGCAGGACCUUCAACCAAAGUCGCAAAGUUGAUAGAUGCUUAUAUUGCUGAAGUAGCUUCUGAUGUAAAUCUGAAGCCUCAUAAAAUUUGUUCUAUUGCUGAAGCUCUUCCCGACACUUCAAGAGUUUUGCAUGAUGGACUAUAUAGAGCUGUGGAUAUCUAUCUCAAGGCACAUCCGUGGCUCUCAGACAAGGACAAGGAAGAACUUUGCAACAUCAUUGAUUACCAGAGACUGUCCAUUGACGCCUGUGCCCAUGCUUCCCAAAAUGAAAGGUUGCCACUGAGAGUCGUUCUACAAGUUUUGUUCUUUGAGCAGAUGCAACUGCGAACAGCUUUGGCUGGUUGCCUUAAUGUCUUAGAUACUGAAAGUGCAGCAGUGGGUCCGGUGUCUGCUCCGACCAACAUGGCAGGACAAAUUGUGCAGAGAGAUGGAUGGGUGGCAGUAGUGCGCGAGAACCAGGUCCUUAAAGUCGAUAUGGAGAAAAUGAGGUCUAGGGUGGGGGAACUCGAAGAAGAAUUCAGUAAGAUAAAACAAGAGAUGAGAAGGGUGGCCAAAUCACAUAGCUCUCUCAGUUCACCUCGCUUGGUUGCCAGGAAAAUAGGAUGCAAGCUUCUUCCACGACCUUCGGACGCACAACCAGAUCAUGCUGAAAGCAGUGGCCCCGCUCCAAGAAAGUCGGUCGAGCAUGCACGGCCUUCUCGUCAUUCCAGACACCGAAAGAGUUUCUCAUUAGUCUGAAAAUUGAUCUGGAAAAGGUUUUGGUCUUUUGAGAUACCGGAUAUUGAUAUUGAUCUAGGAAGACAGUAUGAGGAGGAGCCACAGUCAAGAUUGGAGGCUUCUGGAGGCUCCUCCGCAUACUAUCUUUUUCCUUGGCUCGACUUUCUAGUCAUUUUUACAGCAAUGAAUAGAGGAUCACACUUAAUUCGGUAGAUGACCCCCCAAUUCCAGCAUACGUGCAAUGCUUGGUUUCAAAGAUGUAGAUGCUGGGUGGUCACUGAUAAGCUCGAUGCAGGUCUCACGAUCGAGCAUCUGUAUAUUUUUCAUUGUCUGGUCAUGGGAUAGGUGUAUCUCUACGUUGCCGCCUUCUUUUUGUACCUUCUGUAAUCAUGGUGUUAUACAUGUACAGUUCAUGUGCGGAACUAUAGAUUGUGAACAGAGCUUCAAGAUUGGACAUUACACAGAUACAAACUCCUGAAUGAUGUGCA